Messenger RNA from Oncorhynchus nerka (sockeye salmon), 12265 nucleotides. RefSeq lists its product as uncharacterized. The coding region runs from base 1067 to 1813 and encodes 248 amino acids. The record is from RefSeq and is a predicted model, not a curated record. The transcript has 6 exons. Lineage: Eukaryota; Metazoa; Chordata; Actinopteri; Salmoniformes; Salmonidae.
AUUUCUUUUUUUCUUUGUAGUGUAUUGUCAUCCAAUGGCCUUUAAAAGGAAAUGUCUGAUUCAGCUGACAUAUGCAGCAUUUACCGUGAAUGCGAUCUCCGUGAACAUUGCCUUUAAAAGCCGCAUUGCCUGUUACCCGCAAUUGGAUUGAAUCCCGGGUUUAGACAACACUAGACCUCAUAUUUUACACGUUUAAUGUUUUUCAAUAAACAAUUUCCAUAAAGAUUCAAAUUUCAUGAUAGAGAAAUUGAAUAUCAUAAGAAGAUAAAGUUGCUUGCUUACUGGUGACUUGUGGCCACUAGGGCCCCUCCUUCACUAUAUGAAAACAGUGUCUUCAUGUUUUAUGAUUGGUUGUCAUUCUAUACUAUAUAAGGCCUAAGGCCGAUUCUUUAAAAAUCCACCAGGAAAUCAAAAAGCUAGCCGAUCCCUCUAGAUUUCCAUUCGUUGCGCUGAUUCUAUUUAGCAUUCCCUCCAGAGACGAUUUUCAACUUCCUUCAAACUACAUGCAGACAAAAAAAUGGUAUCCAUGAGUUCAUAUGACUCUGGGUAAGUAGAACAAUUGCCAAAAUCUUUAACUAUUCCUUUAAGUGAAUUUUUAAGUUAUUGGCCUUUUAGAAUUCAGUGUUCCAAACAACCUCCAUUUCUAAUAUGUUUGUAGCACAGAUGCCCUACUGUACAUUUUGGGACCCAUUAAAAGAAGCAUUACUAACUAGUCACGGCUCUAAAUGGGAACACAUCAAGUAUAUCACGUUUGUCUGAUUUAUACCAUAACCUAUUGACAAUUGUUUAUAACACAUCUUUGCUGCUUUCUUUUCGUAGUUUUCAUCAGACAUGUUUCUUCCUCUGUCGUAUUAAUGCAGAGUGGUCCAAUUCCUAUGUUGACAUAUAAUAGUGGCUCCAUUAAAUCACCACAUGUGCCUGUGGGAGACUUGUACGAGGUUUGAGAAGUAGUACAUUUUUCAAGCUAGGAUUUUGGCCGGGAUGCGUGACGAAUCUCUCUGAAAGUCGGUGGGACCUGGACAUCAGAGAAGACAGAUAGCUCUGGACACCAGAUUCAGCAGUGCCAAUGAAGAAAUGUUGGAUGAAGAUAUCUCAUUAUAUAGAUGCUGUCGAAUUCCUCGCCCAAAUCGAAAAGAUUGUGUCGAAAAAUCGCAACAACAAGAUACCUCUUGCAAAGCCGAAAAGUUACGAGUUGAGAAUCGGAGGUCUGGAGGACACUGUUCACGCUGGAGAUGGUGAACAGUUAGAAGUUUGGAAAGACUGCUACCUUCCAAAGAGAAUGGAGAUGGUGGUCAUUGGUGCCCUGGAUGACUUCCGCUGUUCGGCAGCAGGAUGGCAGCUGGUUCUCCUGUUAUGUGAAGAUGGCAAUGUCUACGCCUACGAGUUUGAAGUUCUACACCUUGUUGCCAGAAGCUUGGAGGAUCUCUUUAAAUCUGGAGCAGAGUUCCCAGGACUGGAGAAACACAGAUUUGGAGAAUGCUUUGAGGAAUUGACUGAGGAAGAGAUGAAGAAAGAGAUGCAAUGUGUUGAAAUAAAGAAAAUCAAUGACGAGCAUAUUCAGUUCCGAAGAAGUUUGGAGAUUGAGAUACUGAGGAAUCUCAAAGCAAUCAGUCAAUCUGAGCCAACCUUUCAAUCCAACAAAGUGAUGAGCCAAGUCGGACCGAAUAUUCAAGGCCUUCAAAGGAAGGACUACAAAGGAAGCAGGACAACUUCAAUGGCUCAGACACAAGAGGAUUACAAUCCUCACAAGAGGAUUACAAAAAGAAAACCAGCCCCGUCGCGGACCAGGAUGCCUUGCUCCCAGACAUACUAAAUAACGUCUUUGCUCGCUUUGAGGACAAUACAGUGCCACUGACAUGGCCCGCUACCAAAACCUGGGACUCUUCUUCACUGCAGCCGACAUGAGUAAUACAUUUAAACGUGUUAACCCUCGCAAGGCUGCAGGCCCAGACGGCAUCCCCAGGCGCGUCCUCAGAGGAUGCGCAGACCAGCUGGCUGGUGUGUUUACGGACAUAUUCAAUCAAUACUUAUCCCAGUCUGCUGUCCACAUAUGCUUCAAGAGGGCCACCAUUGUUCCUGUUCCCAAAAAAGUUAAGUCAGUUGAUGCCAGACAUGGGGGGCAUGGGCAACCUGCCGGGCGCCAACCCUCUCUCUGCCUCGGGGGUGAGGAAGACGUGGCACGAGCACGUCACUCAGGACCUACGCACCCACCUGGUGCACAAACUAGUACAAGCCAUAUUCCCCACCCCAGACCCCGCAGCACUGAAGGAUCGGCGGAUGGAGAACCUGGUGGCGUACGCUAGGAAGGUGGAAGGGGACAUGUACCAGUCUGCCAACAGCAGGGUAAUGAACUCCAGUGGAGGCUGCUGAGGGGAGGACGGCUCAUAAUGGCUGGAACCGAGCGAAUGGAAUGGCGUUAAACACAUUGAAGCUAUGUGUUUGAUGUAUUUGAUACCAUUCUGCUCCAGUCAUUACCAAGAGCCCGGGCCAGCCAAUCAGAUUGAGUUUACCCCCAAAAUAGGGCUUUAUUGCAGACAGAAAUACUCAGUUUCAUCAGCUGUCCGGGUGGCUGGUCUCCGACGAUCCCGCAGGUGACGAAGCCGGAUGUGGAGGUCCUGGGCUGGCGUGGUUACACGUCGUCUCCAGUUGUGAGGGCGGUUGAACGUACUGUAAAAUUCUCUAAAACACAUAUGUCAGAGUCAAGGCCCGCGGGCCACAUCCGGCCCGCAAGAAGGUUUUUUACGGCCCCUGGGAUGAUCUUGAUUUAUUAUUAGAACCGGCCCGCAGCAAGCCGGCAGCCCGCAGAUCUUUUACACGCACCAAUACUACAUUUCCCACAAUGCAAAGGUGACGCACCGAGCAGUAGGCUGCUUCAUUUCAAUAUUUAUUGGCACAGCAGUCGUCAGCAUCACAGUAAAAUUAACUUUCAGAUACCCAUCAAAAAUGGCAAAACGGAAGGUGGAUACUGAGAACCGGGGUUUCAAACAAGGUGGGAGUCGGAGUAUAUGUUCACGAAGGUAGCUGGAAAACCUGUGUGUCUUCUGUGUGGAGAAAGUGUGGCGGUACUGAAAGAGUAUAAUCUGAGACGACAUUAUGAAACGAAACACGCGGACAAAAACAAGAAUAUGGACAUGGAACAAAGGCUACAAAAGGCAGAGGAAUUAAAACGAGGCCUCAAAUCUCGACAGGCUCUGUUCAAAAAGCCAAAUCACAAGGCCAGGCUGCUGUCAAGGCCAGUUUUAUUUUGGCAGAAGAGAUCGCUAAAUCAGCCCGGCCAUUUACGGAGGGGGAUUUCAUCAAAAACUGCAUGAUUAAAGUUUGUGACGAAGUUUGCCCAGAAAAAGGCAACUCUUUUUAAAUGUGAGUCUGAGCAGAAACACCAUUGCCGAGAGAGUAGACCAGUUGUCCAUCAAUCUAAAAGAGCAGCUUGUGAAAAAGGAAAAGAUUUUAUUGCAUAUUCCUUGGCUGUGGAUGAGAGCACCGACAUUUCUGACAUUGCCCAGUUGUCAAUUUUCAUCCGCGGAGUGGACUCCAACCUAAGCGUGACAGAGGAGUUUUUGGCUUUACGUCCUAUGCAUGGCACAACUACGGGGCAUGAUUUGUAUGAAGAGGUGUCAAGAUGUGUAAAUGAGAUGGAGCUGCCUUGGGAAAAACUCGUGGGUUUGACAACCGACGGAACACCUGCGAUGUGUGGACACAGGAGCGGACUGGUGGCGAAGAUACGGGAAAAGAUGCAAGAGGAAAACGCGACAGGUGAGCUGACAGCUUAUCAUUGUAUCAUACACCAGGAAGCGUUGUGCGGUAAAGCCUUGAAAAUGGAGCAUGUAAUGAGCAUCAUCACGCGCACAGUUAACUUUAUCAGAGCCAAAGGUUUGAAUCACCGCCAGUUCAAGGCAUUUCUGACGGAGUUAGAAACGGAGCAUGGUGAUUUGCCUUAUCACACAGAGGUGUGAUGGCUAAGCCAGGGAAAGGUGCUUCAAAGAUGUUUCGAGCUUCGUGAGGAGAUUUGUCUGUUCUUGGACAGCAAAGGGAAAGACACAACACAACUCCGAGACGAAAUGUUUCUGUGUGAAAUGGCUUUUCUGUGUGACAUUACGAGUCAUCUGAAUGCAAUAAACUUGCAGCUGCAGGGUCGGGAUCGUGUCAUCUCUGAUAUGUACAGUACAGUGAAGGCAUUUAAAACCAAACUGACUCUGUGGGAGACGCAGAUGCGGAAAGAAAAUUUGAGCCACUUUCCCAGCUGCCAGACCAUGAAAGAGAAGCUCUCUACCAGUGCGUUCCCGAGCACACAGUUGGCUGAUAAAAUAGGUAUGCUUGCCGCUGACUUUCGACGCCGAUUUGCUGACUUUGAAGCACAAAAAGCAGGUUGGAACUGCUCGGUAACCCAUUUGCUGUUGACGUGGAAAGCUCACCACCAAACCUCCAAAUGGAGUUGAUUGACCUCCAAUGCAAUGAUGCACUGAGGGCAAAAUAUGCGGCAGUGGGUGCUGCGGAGUUCGCCCGUUUCCUCCCGGCACAAUGCCCCAGCUGCGCAUCCAGGCUGCUCAAACGUUGUCUAUGUUUGGCAGCACAUACCUGUGUGAACAACUGUUUUCUUUGAUGAACCUGAACAAAACAUCACACAGAAGUCGACUUACUGCUGAACACCUCCACUCAAUUCUGAGGAUUUCUUCAGCUCAGAGCCUUACCCCGAACAUUGAUGAACUUGUGGAAAAGAUGGGACACCACCAAGUAUCACCCUCAACCUCAAACAAGUGAACAUUACUGUGCAAUCACAUAUUUAGAGUUUUUACUCAGUUCAAGUUUAAAGUUAAAAUUUAAUAUUUGUUUUCACUGCAUGUUACUUCUCCUUAAACAAAGUGUUGUUUUUGAUUAAUAGAUUUUUGCACUUUAUUUUUUUGUAUUUCAAUCCAAUUAUAUUUUAAAAAUAUUUCAGUUGAGUGGAUGAUAGAAAAUUGCUAUUAUUGUUUUUUCUUUGAAGUAAAUUUAGCCCACUUUUGCUAAAAUAGAAAAUAUAGUCUACUGAUGGUGCCUUGAAUACCGGUUUCUUUCAUUUAAUGUUCAUGUUAUGGGGAUAUUUAUAUAAAGGAAAUUUGUCUUUUGUGUCUGUUGAAAAUUAAAGAUUACUGACAGAGCCAUAAGAAAAUAUUGCUUUAUUUAUCUGAUCAUAUUGUAAUAUAUUUGUUAGGUUUUCAGUAGGUUCAAUUAGGUUCACUAGACUAUAUGCGUCAUUUAAACAUUUUUCAAUGAACAUUCGAACAGUCCGGCCCUCGUCUUGUAGCUGAUUUUUUUAUUUGGCCCUCCGUCCAUUUGACUUUGACACCCCUGCCCUAGACCCACUCCAAUUUGCUUACCGCCCGAAUAGGUUCACAGACGACGCAAUCGCAACCGCACUGCACACUGCCCUAACCCAUCUGGACAAGAGGAAUACCUAUGUCAGAAUGCUGUUCAUCGACUACAGCUCAGCAUUUAACACCAUAGUACCCUCCAAACUCGUCAUCGACCCUGGGUCUCGACCCCGCCCUGUGUAACUGGGUACUGGACUUCCUGAUGGGCCGCUCCCAGGUGGUGAGAGUAGUGUCAUGAUGUUGCCCUCUUUGAGUACAGCGAGCACCAUCCCCGCUCUCUGCUUCUACAACCAGACUGCUGUGGGCAGAGUAAGGUCGUAAAUUCCCAAGGAAUUUCCCCGUAAAUUCCCUGCCUCAUCGACACACAGUUAUAGAGAGUAGUUUUCAUGGAGACAAAGGAAAUCCUUCCACCUCACAGAACGUGAGGUACGAACAAAUUUCAUGUUCCAGAGAAAGUGUAAAAGAUUGGUGAAGAAUCCAGCUACGAACUGGUGCGUUUGUCACAACAGCUCAAGAGAGACGGUGUGGCCACAUUACCAUAACGCUGUUUAUAUAAUAGCCUCAGAUAUCAAAUCAAAUCAAAUGUAUUUAUAUAGCCCUUCGUACAUCAGCUGAUAUCUCAAAGUGCUGUACAGAAACCCAGCCUAAAACCCCAAACAGCAAGCAAUGCAGGUGUAGAAGCACGGUGGUUAGGAAAAACUCCCUAGAAAGGCCAAAACCUAGGAAGAAACCUAGAGAGGAACCAGGCUAUGUGGGGUGGCCAGUCCUCUUCUGGCUGUGCCGGGUAGAGAUUAUAACAGAACAUGGCCAAGAUGUUCAAAUGUUCAUAAAUGACCAGCAUGGUCGAAUAAUAAUAAGGCAGAACAGUUGAAACUGGAGCAGCAGCACGGCCAGGUGGACUGGGGACAGCAAGGAGUCAUCAUGUCAGGUAGUCCUGGGGCAUGGUCCUAGGGCUCAGGUCCUCCGAGAGAGAGAAAGAGAGAGAGAAGGAGAGAAUUAGAGAACGCACACUUAGAUUCACACAGGACACCAAAUUGGACAGGAGAAGUACUCCAGAUAUAACAAACUGACCCCAGCCCCCCGACACAUAAACUACUGCAGCAUAAAUACUGGAGGCUGAGACAGGAGGGGUCAGGAGACACUGUGGCCCCAUCCGAGGACACCCCCGGGCAGGGCCAAACAGGAAGGAUAUAACCGGUGGGGUGUGCCAAUGCACAGAUAUGAGGUUUACAUCUAAUUGUUGUAUAAGAUGAAUAAGUGAAGAUGAUACUGUUUGAAUAAUGGUGUCAUAUGAUUGUGGACUGUUUAAACCUGUUAACGGGAGUGGUUCCCAUUUGGGAACGAACCCUCCCACGUUCAGCUGGAACGUGGCGCAUGGAACGCAAAAAUAUUCUUAGAAAUAUUUAACCUCCACACAUUAACAAGUCCAAUAGCUCAAAUGAAAGAUAAACACCUUGUUCAUCUAGCCAGCAAGUCAGAUUUCUAAAAUGUUUUACGGCGAAAACAUAGCACAUAUUUAUGUCAAACCACCACCAAAGACACAGCUCAUUUGAAUAGCCAAAAAAUGCAAUCAACAAACGCAGGAUUAACCUCUUACCUCUACCUGGGACGCUUGCGUCCCAACUAGAGCUCUGGAAAUGCAAAUGCGCUACGCUAAAUGCUAAUAGUAUUAGUUAAAACUCAAAAGUUCAUUAAAAUACACAUGCAGGGUAUCAAAUUAAAGCUACACUCGUUGUGAAUCCAGGCAACAAGUCAGAUUUUUAAAAUGCUUUUCGGCGACAGCAUGAGAAGCUAUUAUCUGAUAGCAUGCACCAAUACACUACAACAGAAAAGCACAGCAGGGGACGUAAACAAAAUAAUUAGCAUUUCGGCGUUACACAAACCGCACAAUAAAAUAGAAAACAGUCAUUACCUUUCACCAUCUUCUUUGUUGGCACUCCUAGAUGUCCCAUAAACACUAUUGGGUCUUUAUUUCGAUUAAAUCGGGCCAUAUAAAGCCAAGAUAUCGUUAUAUGUAGACUGUGUGAUAAACGAAAAAAACAGCGAUUUCACAACGUAACGUCAUUUUUUAAAAUUCAAAAAGUAGACGAUAAACUUUCACAAAACACUUCGAAAUACGUUUGUAAUGCUACUUUAGGUAUUAGUAAACGUUAAUAAGCGAUAAAAAUCAUCCGUAGGCGAUGUACAUUCAUUUGCUGUCGUCUUGGAAAAAAUUUCAGGAGAGAGCUCUUCCGGAAUGAUCUGGGCGGAGACCGGUUCAACCAAGAAUCAAAGAGGAUUAAAUUCACAAGAUACUCGACUGCAUGGGGAUGCUGUGGGAGUUGAAUGCUCGGUCUUAUCUAAUUCGGCUCACUGUUAACAAUUGCUGGAAGUGGCGCAAGGAUAUUUAUUUCCAUUUUCUGUGAUCAGGUUUUCCUGCGCUUUCCGAUGUAACGCACGUUAUGUAAUAGCCACAGUCGUGAUUUAACCAGUUUUAAAAACGUCCGAGGGUUUCCUAUACACACAUUCUAACCAUAUGAACGUACUAUAUUCCUGGCAUGAGUAGCAGGGCGCUGAAAUGUUGCGCGAUUUUUAACAAAAUGUUCAAAAAAGUAGAGGGUAGGAGCAACUAGUUAAAAGAAAAAUAAUUCACUAACCUUUUGAAAAUCUUCAUCAGAUGACAGUAAUAGGACAUGUUACACAGUACAUUUAUGUUUUUUUCAAUAAUAUGCCAUUUAUAUCCAUAAAUCUCUGUUUACAAUGACGCCAUGUUGAAAAAAUGCUACUCAAAUGUCCGGAGAAAUGAUGAUAGCUCCAUCAGAUAACGUCAGAUAACAAGCAAUACACAUCAUAAACUUUGACUAAAUAUACAUGUUCUACAUAUAGAUAGAAAGAUACACUUCUUCUUAAUGCAACCGCUGUGUUACAUUUAUUUUUAACGUUACAGAAUUCGUUCACUAGGCUAUAAUAUGAGACGGCGCUCACACAUUAGCAUUAUGUCUCCUCUAUGUUAGAGUCCACAGAAACACAAAAAUUACGACAUAAAUAUUCCCUUACCUUUGAUGAUCUUCGAUCAGAAGCCGUGGAAGGAGUCAUACUUACCAAAAACUGCGUUUGGUUUUCAAGUCUGUGUCUUUGGGCUAUCAAACGCGACAAAAACCGUCUGAAAUGCAGCCAAAAUUCUAGUGGAUGCGCAUCAAAACUUCAAAAUUACAUAUUAUAUGUCGACUAAACUGGUCAAACUAAGUGCAGAAUCAAGCUUUAGCAUGUUCUAAACGUGCUAAACAAUUCUUAGCUCGAACAGACAAACCGACAUCGUUUGGUCAAUCCUGAAAGAAAGAGAGCUCCGGACCCGACGCGCGCAUGAAAGUACAUGUAUUUUCGCGUGACCCGAAGGUUUCAGCCCGCCAAAAGUCGAGGGAGCGCGCGAUUCUCACAAUGAAACGCCCCAUUGAAAGGAGACAUCGCGCUGAAGAGAUAGAAACUGUUCCCAGAUCCGUAGCUGGUUGGGAAGGGUGGGGGCGAUGACGUCAAAGUUGGCCCAACUUUUCUGAUGACAAGAGAGAGUUUGGGAGAAUGGCUGCCCUGAGAGUUCUGCUUUACAUACAGACAUAAUUUGAAUGGUUUUAGAAGCUUUAGAGUGUUUUCUAUUCAAUAAUAAUUAUAUGCAUAUAUUAGCAAUUUUGGACAGAUUUUUUUCUGUUUACUAUGGGCACGCAAUUCCUCCAAAGGGGGCAGUAUUCAGCCCUAUCCCCAAGAGGUUUUAACAGGUUUUAAUGAAGAAAAAUACAAUUCCCUUUUGAUUUGAACUAAAUCAGAGGACCGCCCCUGAGCCCAGUUAGGGUCAGACAUCCUGGGACAGCCCUUGUCUGCCAUUCUGAAUAAAACCCCACUUUGAGAAAUUAUCAGUAGACCAUGUUUUUCUCCAUUAGGAGGGGGACUAAAGGUUGUAGACCAUUUCUGAAUCGUUUAACCAUACCACGUGGUUAAAACUCUUGGACUAUCGAUACCGACAGAAUAAGAACAAGUCUUUGAUACUAAUUACUAGUCUGCAGCUAGGAAUUCGGCAUCAGUGAACGCGAAGAACGACACACCGCCGAAACCACUAUUCUAUAACGAAUGUCACUUUGAACUAUCCCCUCUAACCAAGACAGAGAGAGAGGGAGAGAGAGACGGACAAUCCUACAAAAUAAAUUAACUUUUCACCAGCGAUCAAGACGACACACUGAGCGUAAAUAUAUAUAUUGAUUGCAAUUGUUCCCGAAUGAGUGAGCGUUCAUGUGUAAGGGAUUUGAUUUGAUUUGAAACCAUCAAGAAAUCUCACAUGUCAAAUGCCAAUGGUGGGUCUCGACCAUGUCUUGUGAUGAACACAGAUCACAAACUGCACUUUUUGUUUUGCUGUUUGACCACUUGUACAGUAUUAUCUCUGCACAGGUUUAUGGAUUUCAUGGCAAAAUGAGUCUGGACUUCAGUAUAAACAUGUUUUAUGUUUUUGUAGUUUGAGUAUAAUGCCCAGAAAGAGGCAAAGUUUGAGGUUACUUAGUGCAAUUGUGAUCAAUUAUGAUACAGAAAAAUUGUUAUAUACCAUGCAUUGAGAAAGUAUUCAAACCCCUUCACUUUCUCCACAAUGUGUUACGUUACAGCCUUAUUCUAAAAUGGAUUACAUUAAACAUUUUCCUCAUCAUUCUACACACAAUACCCCAUAAUGACAAAGUAAAAAAAUGUUUUGGAAAUUUUUGCACAUUUAUUCAAAAUAAAAAGCAGACACCUUAUUUACAUAAGUAUUCAGACCCUUUGCUAUGAGACACAAAAUUGAGCUCAUGUGCAUCCUGUUUCCAUUGAUCAUCCUUUAUGUUUCUACAACUUGAUUGGAGUCCAUCUGUGAUAUUCAAUUGAUUUGGAGAUGAUUUGGAAAGGCACACACCUUUCUAUAUAAGGUUCCACAGUUGACAGUGCAUGUCAGAGUAACAUUGUGUCGGAUUGUAUCGAGGCAAAGAUCUGGGGAAGGGUAUCAAACAAUUUCUGCAGCAAUGAUGGUCCCCAAUAACUUCCAUCAUUCUUAAAUGGUAGAAGUUUGGAACCACCAAGACUCUUCCUAGAGCUGGCUACCCGGCCAAACUGAGCAAUCGGGGGAGAAGGGCCUUGGUCAGGGAGGUGACCAAGAACCCGAUGGUCACUCUGACAGAGCUCCAGAGUUCCUCUGUUGAGAUGGGAGUACCUUCCAGAAGGACAACCAUCUCUGCAGCACUGUACCAAUCAGGCCUUUAUAUGGUAGAGUGGCUAGACGCAAGCCACUCCCCAGUAAACAGUACAUGACAGUCCACUUGGAAUUUGCCAAAAGGCACAUAAAGGACUCUCCGACCAUGAGAAACAAGAUUCUCUGGUCUGAUGAAACCAAUAUUGGACUCUUUGGCCUGACUGCCAAGCGUCACUUCUGGAGGAAACCUGGCACCAUCCCUACGGUGAAGCAUGGUGGUGAUAGCAUCAUGCUGUGGGGAUGUCUUUCAGUGGCAGGGACUCUGAGACUAGUCCAGAUCGAGGGAAAGAUUAAUGGAGCAAAGUAUAGAGUGAUCCUUGAUGAAAACCCUCUCCAGAGCGCUCAGGACCUCAGACUGGGGCGAUGGGUUCACCUUCCAACAGAACAACGACCCUAAGAACACAGCCAAGACAGCGUAGGAGUGGCUUCUGGACAAGUCUCUGAAUGUCCUUGAGUAGCCCAGCCAGAGCCAGGACUUGAACCCAAUCAAACAUCUUUGGAGAGAUAUGGAAAUAGCUGUGCAGUGACGGUCCCCAUCCAAUCUGACAGAGCUUGAAAGGAUCUGCAGAGAAGAAUGGGAGAAACUCCCCAAAUACAGGUGUGCCAAGCUUGUAGCACCACACACAAGAAGACUUGAGGCUGUAAUCACUGCCAAAGGUGCUUCAACAAAGUACUGAGUAAAGGGUCUGAAUACUUAUGUAAAUGUGAUAUUUCAUUUUUUUUUGCAAACCUUUCUAAAAACCUGUUUUUGGUUUGUCAUUAUGGGGUAUUGUAUGUUGAUUGAUUAGGGGGGAAAUUAUUUCAUCCAUUUUAGAAUAAAGUUGUAACGUAACAAAAUAUGGAAAAAGUCAAGGGGUCUGAAUACUUUCCAAUUGCACUGUAUAUUUGCUAAGGUUUUCAAAAGGAGUGCAUUUUGAGAUAUUUGUAGAUAUUAUUAAAAUAGUUACUUCAGCAAAUUACACAUUUAGAUAUUUGUUUCCUCAUUUUAAAAGAAGUCUAUGGACAAGGGGUGACUGCAAUCCACACUCAUUGUGAUUAAAACUGGCCAAUUCCAAUAAAUGCUUAUAAGCAUUUUGGGGCCAAAAACCAAUAAAAGUCCAUUUAGAAUUCAGUUUAAAAUUCCAUGUCCAAAUCAUCUCCUAAAUUGAUUUUAACUCAAUGACUUGUUUUUAAAUUAUUUUGCAACGAUUUUGGCAUGACAUUUUGGUAAACAUGAGAGGCUGACUUGAAAGUAGUGCUAACUGCUAUUUGUUUGCAUUGGCUAGUUGAAUGAAACCAAAUUGUGGAUUGCAGUCAGACUUCAAACCCAAAUAUUGCUUUCAGGGCAAGGAAACAACUAUCAAAAAAUGUAUUUCACUAAACUAUCCCUUUAGGCUUCUGGAACUUGUUGAUGGAAUUUAUAGGUUUAAAUGAAUGACUAGAAUAUUCCACCCUGAAGCCAUAUCAUUGUAUAAAAUUGUUAGUCAGUAAAAUUAUAAGACAAGAGAUUUGGGAAAGGACAGGGAGUACGUCUCAAGGUCCCAAGGUCUCCCUAAUCUUUGUCGUCUGGGUAGUGGGACAGUAUGUGCGUAGGAGACCUAAUGUUUGUGUGUGAAAGUAUGUGCGUAAGAAGCCAGUAUAAAAUGAAUGUUUUUUUCCAACUAACCAGCGCUCUCGUAAAUAAACAUUGUUUACUAUUUUA